Messenger RNA from Aspergillus saccharolyticus JOP 1030-1, 840 nucleotides. Its product is annotated as alpha/beta fold hydrolase. Bases 1 to 840 code for a protein of 279 amino acids. The transcript is spliced from 2 exons. The record is from RefSeq and is a predicted model, not a curated record. Lineage: Eukaryota; Fungi; Ascomycota; Eurotiomycetes; Eurotiales; Aspergillaceae.
AUGUCCUCGUUGGAUUUACGCAAGGGUACUUUUAUCUCGAUAGGGACGCACCGCCUGCUCGCCACGGUCAGUGGUGUUGAUCGAUCUACUGACAUGGGCACCUUUGCGACGAUUCUGCUCUACCACCGGACUGGACUGGGUCGCAGCGAAGAUGCCCCAGACCCGAUGAUCCAUCGUGCCACUACGGCUGCCCAAGAACUGCAAAUCUUACUUACUCAAGCACACCUGUCGCCUCCUUACCUUGUUGUCGGCCAUUCCUAUGGAGCGAUCAUAGCACGUGAAUUCCUUCAUCUAUGUCCUCAAGCAGUGAUCGGGAUGGUUGUCGCGGAUGGCUCCACGGAGCGACAACCUGAGCUCUUGCAAGAUCCUGAUCUCGACCUCGCUGCUGUACAAGGCGAUUUGAGUUUUGCACGGGUGACUGGUUUGCGAACGAAUGCGCAACUCACGCGCGAUGAGUGGCGGGCGCGAGCAAGGGACAUUGCCCGUGGGCGACGGACCCGGGCAGUGGAGGCCGGGGAGAUGGUCGAGGUGUGUCAGACACUGGGCGCGAAAGAGCAGUAUCGGCAUCAGGCAUUAGGGCAGAAGCCACUGUCGGUGGUCCGGUGUCGCGGGUCGCUCGACUACAGGAAGAUCUACGAAGCGAGCGUGGCCGCGGGAAAUGGCAGCGAGACGCAGCAAAAGGCAUUUGAGCGCCUGUUCGAGCGCUGGGAUGGAGUGGAUCAAGCGAUGCAAGAAGAUCAGCUUCAAUUGUCGAGUCAAAGCCGCCUGGUGUAUUUGGAAGGUUGUGGGCAUCAUAUCCAUCUGCUGCGACCGGAGGUAAUUGCUGAAGAAGUGCGAUGA